This is a messenger RNA of Postia placenta MAD-698-R-SB12, 1074 nucleotides long. RefSeq lists its product as hypothetical. Bases 1 to 1074 code for a protein of 357 amino acids. Gene Ontology annotation, molecular function: aspartic-type endopeptidase activity. The record is from RefSeq and is a predicted model, not a curated record. The transcript has 8 exons. Gene Ontology annotation, biological process: proteolysis. NCBI's taxonomy places the organism in Eukaryota, Fungi, Basidiomycota, Agaricomycetes, Polyporales, Adustoporiaceae.
AUGGAGGGCGCUGCACACGCAGGCCGCGCACGCGCAGCGGCCUUCAAGAAUAGAGCAGCUAGUGGGCCCACCACCAUCCCUGCGACCAAUCUCGCGUAUGUGCAGUACACAGCGUCGAUCGGAGUUGGCUCCCCCGCGACCUACUACAACCUCGUGGUGGACACGGGUAGUUCGAACACGUUUGUUGGCACCGGCAAGAAGUACGUGCGCACGAAGACGAGCAUUCCGACGAACCAGGAAGUGAAUGUCACGUAUGGCACGGGCUUCUUCUCUGGAUACGAAUACAUUGAUCAAGUCACGAUUGCACCCGACUUGGUUAUCAAGGGCCAGUCCAUUGGCGACGCCCUCGAAUACGCUGAUUUUGAGGGUGUAGACGGGAUCAUCGGCGUCGGUCCUGUGGAUCUGACGUUGGGCACGCUCUAUCCAGAUGAGAAUGCUGAGAUCCCCACAGUAAUGAACAACGCAUUACAGCAAGGCCUCAUUCCAGAGCAGGUCCUUGGCGUGUCCUUUGCCCCGGCCGACACUUAUAGUGACACUAACGGCGUGCUUACCUUCGGUGGGAUCGACUCAUCUCUGUACAUCGGCGAGAUCACAUACACACCGGUCACCACGACGUACCCCUCCAACUACUACUGGGGCGUGAACGUGACUGGAGCAAGCUAUGGCGCCACGCCAGUAAUCCCCGACUCGUAUGCCGGCAUCGUAGACACUGGGACAACGUUGAUCUACAUCGCCGACAACUGGUACCAGACAUACCAGGACUCGAUCCCCGGGGCGUACUACGACGAGAAUUUCGGCAUGAUUGUCAUCCCGCCGGCGUCCGUCCCGCUGCUACAGCCGUUCACGUUCUACAUCGGCCGCAGCGCAUUCACGCUCGACGCUACGGCGCAGCUGCUCCCCACAGACCAGAACGCGGCGUGGGGCGGCGCGUCGGGAGUGCAGUACGGGUACAUCGGGCCGAUCGGCGCGGACAGCGGGACGGGCUUGGACUUUAUUAUCGGACAGAAGUUCAUGGAGCGGUUCUAUGCGGUGUUUGAUACGGCAAACGAGCGUGUCGGAUUCGCGUAUACGUGA